This is a messenger RNA of Chondrus crispus (carragheen), 150 nucleotides long. RefSeq lists its product as hypothetical. The coding region runs from base 1 to 150 and encodes 49 amino acids. The transcript has a single exon. The record is from RefSeq and is a predicted model, not a curated record. Lineage: Eukaryota; Rhodophyta; Florideophyceae; Gigartinales; Gigartinaceae.
AUGUCUUCUGCAAUGUCAUUGUGCUCGGUGAGAUCGCCUUCCAUGGGAAUCUCGUCCACGACGGAAGCGACUGCGCACAGAGCCAGAAGGGCCAAAAGGAAAAACGUUCCGAUACGAAUCAUGGCAGCAAGGGCAAAAUGUGAGGUAUGA